UUGUUGAGCAGCAGCGGCAACCUGGGUACACAAGUGGCCUGAGCGAGCUGCGGGUGGCCGGCGGGGCCAUGAACCUGGGAGAUGGCUUAAAGCUUGAAACUGAAUUAUUGGAUGGAAAAACCAAGCUAAUUCUGUCUCCAUAUGAGCAUAAGUCAAAAGUUUCUGUGAAGAUGGGAAAUAAGAUCAAGAUCGCAAAGUGUCCCCCUUUAAGAACAAAACAGACUGGACACAUUCUAAAAUCAGCACAAAAUAUCUACAUUGGGAGUGAAAACCUUUUUCAAAAGAGUAUACGUACUUCAGACACUUCACGGGCAAAACCUGAAAAAAGCAGAUCGACAUUUUCACCCACUAAGGACUUAUGUAAGCAGUAUGCAGAAAAAGACAGUCUUCGCUCCCAAAAGGAGAUCUCGCCUGCAACCUGUAACAUACGGAAGAUUAUAAACAGCACAGAUCCUUGUCUAGUGGCCAAACAGAAGCCUUGCAAAAAACACACCACAGCCGAAAACAUGGACAGCAGUUUGGUGUGUCUAACACAAGAACAGCUGCGACAGAUUUUGAUGCUGAGUGUAAACCCAGGCAACGGAUCUGUGUCCCUAACUGAACAUGGGAAAGAGGAGAGGACAAGCCAAGAUAGUUUACAUUUAGUCAAAAUUCCUAGUCAGCCAAAGGAGGCGAAUGUUACAGGAGUUCUGCAAAGAGCAGAGGCUGCUUCGCCUGACCCAAGUGAACGUGAGCACACCUUCAGUACAGCUCAAGAGGCGGUUCAGCAGUGCGAGCAGAGUGUUGCCAUAGAGAGUGGAUGGAGACCAGCUGACAUCUUCAGUACCCUGGGGGAAAGGGAACGUGAUAGAGCUUUGUUGGAAGCAAAAAGAGCCCAGUGGAGAAAAGAGCUAGAUGAACAGGUUGCUUUAAAGAAGAAAGAAAAAGAAGCUUCUCAAAGAUGGAAUCAUCCUUGGAAAAAAUCUGAAAUAGAAUGUGAGAAACUUCAAGUCCUUGACCAAUCUAAGGGUGAGGAACAUGACAGAUGGGCAAUGCAUUCUGACUCAUUAAGGAGUCAUCCUGGUUCUCAGUCUCGACUGUCCUCUCAGUUGACACACCAGUGCCUGGAGUCGGUGUGUGUGUCUCCUGACACUCAGGAACUGGCUGAUGUCAACGCUGUUUACACACCACCACCUGGAAUCCAGGUGGAGCCUUCAGAGGAAGAACAAAGAGCCAGACCUGUUAUGGAUAUGGCUGUGUCACAUGGUCAGAAAACAAACUUUCUCCGUUCUAUGACUGCACUCUUGGACCCAGCACAGAUUGAGGAACGGGAAAGACGCCGACAAAAGCAAUUAGAACAUCAGAAAGCAAUCACGGCUCAGGUAGAAGAGAACCGCAAGAAGAAGCAGCUGGAAGAAGAACAGAGAAAGAAAGAAGAGCAGGAAGAGGAGCGGCGCUUGGCCCGGGAGCGGGAGGCGAUGCAGAGGCAGUAUGAAGAGGACAUGCUGGAGCGGAAACAGAAAGAAGAAAUCAUGACUCUGAAGACAAAUGAGCUAUUCCACACAAUGCAGCGAGCUCAGGAGUUGGCACAGAGACUCAAACAGGAGCAGAGGAUCCGAGACCUAACACAGAAAGGACAUGAUGCAUCCAGGCUGAUUAAAAAUCUUGGUGCACAAGUGGAUUAUAAGGCAUCCACUAACAUUUCCAGUUCAAGAAGUGACACUGAGGCUGCUGCUGCUGAAACAAGUGUAGCUGCCACUUCUACGGCCUCUCCCAAAAAGGAUACUGGUGUGCAGACAGAUGACAUAAACUUAGGAAUUUUCAAUGAUGCACUACCACACUGUGGAUUGGCAACAGAGAGUGGCAUUAGAAACUUUUCUUCUCAGGAGAUUUCUGCAGAAUUCAGUGAACAGAUUAGCAUUAAACAAGAAAAGCAAGAACUAAGUAUGGACAAAGAAAACAGCUGGUGUAAUGACCAGUGUAAUCAGUACAGAAGAACAGAGAAACAAACAAAACUCAUGAAGAAAUGUCCUAAAAAACCUGCUUGGAAUAUAAACAAGCCUCUCAAAAGGUAUGUUCCUGCAUCAGCGAAGUACCCUAUACAUCUCCAGAAGGAGAAAGAAGAAAAAAGAGCACGAAGGCAGAUGGAGCUGCUUCACUUAGUAAAGAGAAACAAUCCCGAGAACCUCUCCCAGAAUAGAGGCACUUCACCAGAAGUUCUUACUUCAUCUCAUCACGAAACUGAAUCACAGAGCAUCAAAAAGGUAGAAGAACCUCUGAAAACUCCUUCAGUUAGUAAAGAAAGGUUACAGCCAUCACCAGCAGUAAAAAGUAGAACUCAGCAAACUCAGACAUUACAUUUACAACUAAAAACCACUGACUAUGAAAAACAGACUCUGUCCUUAGGAGAUGGUCAUACCAAAUUAUUAGAUGAGGUGUCUGAGCCAUCUCAUUUUAUUCCCUACAUUCGAACAAAUGAGAUAUAUUACCUUGAUCCAGAUGCACCGUUGUCUAGGCCUUCAACCCAGGACAACCAAUACCAAAAAUCUCAUGAUCAUGACCAAGAACAACAGCUAUUUGACUCUGACCAUAUCAGGGAUCCACUUCUUAAUCCUAAAUUGGUGAAAAAAAGGGAUCGACAGCAAGCUAUCCUUAAGGGGCUUUCAGAACUAAGACGGGGUCUUCUCCAGAAACAAAAGGAGUUGGAAACGAAUCUCAUACCUUUAACUGCAAAUCAAGAAGAUAAUUUUAGUUCUUCGUUUUAAAUAUGCUCACCACACAACUGCAUUUUUCAAGCACUCAAUGAAAGACUACAUUAUAUAGUGAAAUGAUGUAUUUUUAAAGAUACAAUAAAACCACUUAUAGUUUAAAAAAAUUUUUUGAUCUCUGUCAUACUAGGGUGUAAAAGUAUGUUCUACUUACCAUAGUAGAAUCGUGAGAUUCCUGACUUGCUAACAGUGUUCCUUUCCUUUAGACUUAACUAUGUUGCUCAUUUGUUCUGUGAAAGGUUCUUUUAGAGCAUGCGAAGGAAGUUCUCUUAACAUACUGAGAUAGACUCUUACUGAAAUAACACAAACUCAUUUUAGAACUCUGUGCUUUUCCUUAUCUGUAAAUCUUGUUUUCAUCAUAUUAAUGUGGAGAUUUCAGUUUUUACCAUGUUGAAGUUAG
This is a messenger RNA of Acomys russatus (golden spiny mouse), 3147 nucleotides long. It is a transcript of the gene Ccdc66, whose product is annotated as coiled-coil domain containing 66. Lineage: Eukaryota; Metazoa; Chordata; Mammalia; Rodentia; Muridae. The transcript is spliced from 17 exons. Gene Ontology annotation, cellular component: photoreceptor inner segment; cilium; microtubule. Gene Ontology annotation, biological process: cilium assembly. The record is from RefSeq and is a predicted model, not a curated record. Bases 69 to 2744 code for a protein of 891 amino acids. Gene Ontology annotation, molecular function: microtubule binding.